Messenger RNA from Cololabis saira (Pacific saury), 1317 nucleotides. RefSeq names its product translocase of inner mitochondrial membrane 17 homolog A (yeast) (gene timm17a). Gene Ontology annotation, cellular component: TIM23 mitochondrial import inner membrane translocase complex; mitochondrial inner membrane. The transcript has 6 exons. Gene Ontology annotation, biological process: protein import into mitochondrial matrix. Lineage: Eukaryota; Metazoa; Chordata; Actinopteri; Beloniformes; Belonidae. Bases 71 to 577 code for a protein of 168 amino acids. The record is from RefSeq and is a predicted model, not a curated record. Gene Ontology annotation, molecular function: transmembrane protein transporter activity.
GAAGAAUCGGUAGAUUACAUCAUCAUCACGGUGUUACGUCAUCAGGGCCGGGGAACAGCAAAAGAACAAAAUGGAGGAGUAUGCCAGAGAGCCGUGCCCCUGGAGGAUCGUGGAUGACUGUGGUGGAGCAUUCACUAUGGGAGCCAUCGGAGGGGGGAUUUUUCAGGCUGUAAAGGGCUUCAGAAACGCACCCUCGGGGAUGAACCACCGGAUGAGGGGAAGUUUAACUGCCAUCAAGACUAGAGCCCCACAACUUGGAGGUAGCUUUGCAGUGUGGGGAGGCCUCUUUUCCAUGAUCGAUUGUGGUUUAGUAAAAGUUCGAGGGAAGGAGGACCCCUGGAAUUCAAUAACAAGUGGGGCCAUGACUGGAGCCAUCCUCGCUGCAAGAAAUGGACCAAUAGCCAUGGUUGGCUCUGCAGCCAUGGGAGGGAUUCUGCUGGCUUUGAUAGAAGGUGCUGGAAUCUUGCUAACGAGGUUUGCCUCUUCACAAUUCCCAACUGGCCCCCAGUUUGCAGAGGAACCUACUCCUGCUCCAAUGCCCACCCCACCUUUCGGAGACUACAGACAAUAUCAGUGAGAGGACUCCCUACCCUCUAGGCCUUUUUUUGAAUUCCUUGCUGAAGUUAAAAAGAAGAAAUGGAGGUGCAGAAUGUCAUCGCGUCACACAGUAGAAGCUCUACUCAACUUUAUGGACAGUGUCAGAGAUGUGAACGAGAGAACUUUCAUUUUCCUUCUCAUAAGAGCCACGUACAUCUAUCUGCCUUUUGCCAUUCUCAGCCUUGUCAUGUGCAUCUGUGUCACCUGACACCUCUGGAAUGAGAAAACGAGGUGUGCUUUCCAUUGUGUUCACAUGCAGUUGUAUUGCACAUAUCCUGGCAGAUGAGCUCUGAAGGAGUUGAAUGCUGGAAAAAAACCGCGUCAAACAUGGAACACGAUGAAUUAUGUACAUAUACAGUAAAGAUUUCCUCUUGUAUUCACUUAUAUUAGUCUUUAUUUGCCAUCAAUGCCAGAUGCUUGGGCUGGCCUCUUAUUCAGAGUCGUGAAGGCAGAGUUCUAUUAGGCACAAUGCCAUUCCUGGAUUAUUAGUUUCUUUUAAAGUUAUUUAUUUUAGAUUGUUAAAGAGUUGUAUCAGAUUGUUCUUUAAUGUGACAGUGAUAUGUACUUUUUUUUUUACCUUCAUCAUCCAUAUGUGGAAAAGACUGCUAUUGACAAUGGAUGGCACAGGUUCAAAUAAAUGGAGAAACUUAAGCAAGGGAUUGACGCAUAUUCUGUUAAAUCUGUUUAACAGAUUGUACAAUAAAGACCAUAAAUUGUAAA